Amyelois transitella is the source of this 6236-nucleotide messenger RNA. RefSeq lists its product as uncharacterized. The transcript is spliced from 4 exons. The coding region runs from base 398 to 5896 and encodes 1832 amino acids. Gene Ontology annotation, cellular component: cytoplasm; kinetochore microtubule; RZZ complex. Gene Ontology annotation, molecular function: small GTPase binding. Lineage: Eukaryota; Metazoa; Arthropoda; Insecta; Lepidoptera; Pyralidae. Gene Ontology annotation, biological process: mitotic sister chromatid segregation; protein localization to kinetochore involved in kinetochore assembly; mitotic spindle assembly checkpoint signaling. The record is from RefSeq and is a predicted model, not a curated record.
CAAUAACUCAGCUCUAUGUUUAUAUUUUUCAAUAGUAUAAAAAUUUAAUAAAUAAAAUUCCUACAUACCUACUGUAAAUCAAAUCAAAGAGACUUAUUUUAAGUUAGUGCAUGUGUGAUGUUGUGAUGUUAUAAGAAUUAUAUUGUUUAUCAAAGUUCUCAUUUCCAUAUAUCACAGUUUAAAUUCAUGUGUCAAACGGAGAUUUCUCAUUUAGUCGCGUCUAUAUGUUUUGCGGGGUAGACAGAGCCAACAGUCUUGAAGAGACCGAUAGACCACGUUCAACUGUUUAGCUUUAUGAUAGAAAUGAGAUUCAAAUAGACAUGCUAGCCUACAAAAUUUUGCAUGCCUGGAGGGCUACUACUAAUACAUCGAACUGCUUUCUUGUUCAUAAUUUAUUAUGGAUACAUCUACAAGUUUACUGGUUUCUACGUCGCAAAAAUUUAAAUAUUCAAAGGAAAUAAUUUGUGCUUUGGAUGCAAUAUUUGUUUACCCAAAAUUGGUAAUAAUUGAAGACAAUCGUACUAUAAGAAUUUUGGAUUUAAUUGAUAUACGUGAUAAGGACGUUGAUGCAAUUAGAAAUAAACCAUAUGAUUUCGAUAAUGACAUAUUGGACAGUACUUUAUCACAAAAUAAUAUCUGGGUGAUUUUAAAAACUGGUGAAAUUUUCGUUAUUGACCUAAACUGCGGGUCAUGCAUAAAAGUAUUUAUAGAAAACCACCAAAAUCUAAAAUUUCAUCAAAUUGAAAGUGACGGAAGUAAUAUAUUUCUUGUGAAUGAAGAUGGAGAGUGUUUUUCGGUUUCCUUAAUUACUGAAGACUUUAAUGAAAAUCCAGAUAAUUCUAUUGAAACGUAUAAAAUUAGUGUCAAGAGAUCAAAUUUUCGUCGAACUACAUUAGAGGCUCUCAGGCAAAAACCCUCUAUUUAUGGACUGGAUUUAUAUCUAUCAGGAUCUGAUAUAUUAUUGAGGUGCCCUAUGACUGGACUGGAAAGAAUUUUGCCUACGAAUAAGUUUUUUGAACAUGUUGUGCCAUGGGGUAAUACUGCAGUGCUAGUGGACAAGUCAGGCAUGUACAUUAUAGACUUGGAAGAUGCUGGAAUUUUGUAUGAAUUUGGAAAAAAUGAAGGUUAUUAUUACCCUGUGGGCAGUUAUGAAAAUAUUUUUUAUUACAUAUUAUGGGAUGAUAAAGAGGUUUAUCUGUGUACUGCUUGGAAUUCCACAACAGAACCAUUUGAAAGUUUUCAUAACACAAGCUGCCUUAAUAGCACCACUUCGAGACUAUCAUCUGAGGAGGCCCUUAAACAACAAUUGCAAAAUUUAAUUGAAGUUACUACUUUAGAUGUAAAACCUAAUGAGGUAAUAGCUCAAGUUGGACCACUUUUUGAGAAAAUAAAAGAUUUCCACUUUUUGUUAAAGUAUGCCAAAAAACUUUGUCAAAUCAAUAUUGCUUUUAAGUUGCUUUUAUAUCCACUUCAAGUACAAAUUUACUCAGCAGGAGAUCAAGAUCUUAUUUACCAAAUAAGUGAUCUCAUUAUAAAAGUAGAUCUCUUAGAAUACAUUAAAUUCAGAGGUAAUAGCUAUUAUGAAGACACUAAUUUGUAUGAACAAACCUUUAGAGAACUUUGUAUUUUGUUUAUAAAGAAAUCAGACUUAGAUUUAGCAUCAAUCUGUUGGUUGAAAUAUACUGAAAUGAAACUUGCUCUUACACAUAAUGAUAUAAUAGAUAUUAUAGAUUCUAUACCCCAUAACAUUAAAUUAGGUGCACUUAUAAUUUGGUUAAAAAAUUUUGUUCCAUCACUUUUAGAUAACAACCCGUUUUUUAUUGAUUUGUUUGUUAAGUGGACUAUGAUAAGAGUUUUUGAAUUAGAAAAGUCUGGAUAUUGGCCUAAAAUAGGAUUAAAAUUUAUAGAAGAAAUUACAAAUGUUUUGGAGUCUUCAUUAAAGACAGUGACCAUUAGACCUAUUUCUAUGGAUGAUCUUGAUAUCCUAAAAGAUCAUAUCAAUCAUAUCAUAGAAUUGAAAGAAAAAUAUAGAAUUAACAUGCUGUUAGCUGAAUUAAGUUCCCUAAGCCCUAAUGAGGUGGCACUUAUAAUGCUGCACAGGUGUUACACUGAAGACAUGGAAUUAUUUCUUCAGAACUAUUUGCCCCCGUAUACAUCAAGACAUUUCAUUGAUAUGGAUGAUACUCUACGUACAUUUAUAGAAAGUGAGGCUGCUUCUAGUGGUGGAGGUGUUGAUGGCACCAGAUUGAAAAUAUUGUUAAACUCUUUUCGUUCAACCACCACAAGACUUGACUGUCUUCUCAAAGUUCUAAAGGUUCUUGAUGUUCCAUGGAGUGACACUGUUGUGGAUUUGGCAGUAGUUGCUGCUGCUUCAGCUACCAAAGAUUUUACAAUGUCUGAAGCAGACUGUACUUUAGCUCAAGAAAUACAAAUAGAAUUGAAGUAUGCUAAUGUUAAAGUAGUUCUGAAAAAGUACAAUUUUCCUCUUUCAUGUACCGAUUAUAUGAUUGUUCUUCAUAAAAUAGUAAGUGCACAAGUUGUCAACUUGCAAGAUCUUAGAAUAAUUAUAAAUGUUAUGACAUUAUCUAAAAAUUAUGGUCAUGUUUUAUACAUUGUAAGAUGUCUUCAAGAUAAUGACACUACAAUUGCUUUGGAUUAUUUUAAUACCUUGGAAAAUAACGAAAAGAAACUUCUACUGAAAGCCAUGAUGUCAAAAUAUGAACAAGUAAUAAGUUUAAAUUUAUUAGAUAAUGUGAAAAUUGAGAGAAAUUAUUUAGAUUUUUUAAAAGGAACUAAAAUGUUAAAUAUUGUUCAGAUCAGUGAUCUAGAAAAUAUAUAUCAUCUUAAAAAUUCUUACAACAUCACAUUAUGUAUAAAUACCAUAUAUAAGGAAGAUGUUUGCAAUAAUGAAUGUACUGCAUGGAAUCCUAGAGAUGGAUAUUCAACCAGCACUGUGACUAGACUCACACAAACAAAUAAACCCAGUCAUUUCACACUCCUAUCUCUCUUACGUCGCUCAUCCACAAGUCAUACAGUACGAAAUUUAAUUGAAAAUCUUAUAACCCAUUUUACACUUGAAGGUUAUUCAAAUACUGGCGAGUUUGUUUUAUCUAUUUUCAAAGAUGGCGAAAAUUCUUCAUUGCUAUUAAAUUCCAUUGAUAUCUUAGUUGAGCUUGCCAGCAAUUGUGCUGAAGAGCACCUACAUUAUUUGGUUAAUAUUUUAUGUGUAAUGAAUGCAUUACAGAAUGCAAAUAUUAUUCUUAAAAAUUUGUCAGUAGUGUGGAAGUUUCACUAUAUUUUCCUACCUAUGUCAUCACAUAUGGGAAUCAAUAAUUUAAUUGAUUUUUAUGCAAACUUUUCGCACCGAAGCAUAUGUUUAUCAUCUUUGUACACAGAAAGAUGCGAUUUCACACCAUUUAAUAUAAUUGCAAGUAUAUUGGGUAUUUAUACUCAGACAAAUAAUGUGACAAAUAUGGAUUUUAUAAUGAUAAAAAAUAAAAUUGUAAAAAAACUUUUACAUAAACUUGUUUGUUCACAAGAAAUUGAUGAACUUUUAUUAACAGCAUUACUUAUAAUUUUAAGUAAAUGUGAAGCAAACGAUGACAGUUACUGGCUUUUAGAGAUUCUGCAGGGCCAAACUGAUUCUUUGUCCCCUGCAAUUAUGACAUAUCUCACAUGCCCACUAAUAAGACGUACCUUUGCUCUGGAUAAUAUUGCUCCUACGAACAAAAUGCCUUAUCGUCCUCAGUACAUUCUCAAAUCUAAAUUUAAUAUUAAUUUAGCAGAAGUCGUUCUCCCUGACAGUAGUGAAGAAACAUGGGAUGUUAAAGUUAUUGCAUUUUAUGUUUUAAGACAAUAUCCUAAUACUUCUUUCGAAAGACUCGUAGAAUUAUGUCGUGCUUUAGAUGUUUCAUUAAAUGACGGAUUGUCUUUGCAACUAAUAUCAAUAUUGACAUCAUGGGAGUUAAAAUAUAAAGUAAUGCAUGAUGAACUUAACUGUCAACAAAUUUAUUAUGAAAAUGAUGAAAAAGAAAUAACUGAAAAAUGUUUGGUUAUUUGGAAUAACAUAAGUAAUAAGGAAUUCUUGAAAGAUAUUUUAACAGACUUUUGGAGAAAUGGAGAAGUAACACUGCAUGGCAGAAUGAUUUCCGUAAACCCGUAUUUUUAUGAAGUUUAUUUAUGCAUUUAUCGGUUACUAUUUGGAUCGUCAGUGGAACUGAGAAAUAAGAAGGAAUACUUUUUACUAAAUUUUCUCAAAACUUAUAGAAGAAGCAGUACCCCAAAGCAAUAUGAAUAUGAACUAUUUUCUGUUAAAGGUAUGUUUCCAGAAAUCGGUAACUAUCGACUUCCAUUUCAACUGUUCAUGCGGGAAGACAUGUGGUCUAAUUUGAAAUCAGAAAUUACUCUCGAAACUUAUGAACGGUGGUUGCUUGUGGUUGCGCUGCUCGCGCUGGACCCUGAUUUACAAACCUCACGAGAUAUGAUUUGCAGCAAUGCUUUAAAACAAACUAUGACAGCGAGGAAACGAUCAGACAGUCUCGAUUCCGCUGGUAAAGAAACUGAGCCAUGGCGAUUGACAACUCGUGAGGAACCCUUACUACGGGCCGCCCAUCGAUGUGUUAAGCACAUCGCUAACAUGGAAUGGGCAGGCGCAUGUUUGUUUUAUGUUUUACAAGGAUGCGCAAGAGGAGCCGAUCAAGUAGCUGCAGCUCAAUUGUGUUACCAAUUUGCUCAACGUUGGGCUGCUCUUCAACCAGGAAAUCGAGCUGUGAAACAAAUGGAAAGACUUCAUGCUACUUUAUCUACACGCCACGCUUUACAUAAAAUUGAUUGGGCUUGUGAAGAAUUUGUUCGUCUUUCUACAGAGCCAGCUCAACUGAUUCGUGCAAUGUAUCUACAUCCCGAAUUUGUAGAAAAAAUGAAUCGCCAUGAUGUUAAUCGUGCUGCAAAUGAAAUAGCUGACAAAAAUGCCAUCAAUAUAAGUUCUAUACGAAUUCAAAUAUUAGAGAAUCUUCUGGACAAGACACAAGAAAAGAAGUCUAAAACUUUCUUGGGUUUGGAUACUAAAGAAUUAAUGACAGCAAAGUACAUAUUAAAGGCAACUUGUCCUAAAAUGGGCGCCAUCUAUUUAUCUCGAAUAGCUUUUGAUGAUGAAAGUGAUCACAAUAAACGUAAAAAAUUAAGAGCUCUGCAAUGUUUGAUGAGUGUUGUAGAUUCCGAUACUGCAGUGAAAGUUACCAAUAAAGAGCGAGGAGAAUGGUGGACUUCUCUUUUAGAGUUAAUAUGCAUUGUCAAUUUAGAAAACAUUGAUAUGCCAUGGGUAGUGGCUACUUUCGUUCUAGAUAAAAUGGGAGCUCUUGAACAAUUACUGCAAUCAGUGGGUACAAAUGUAGAUGGUCUUAAAAUAGCAGCAGAACUUGCCCGCAGAUAUGGAAACACAAAGAUAAUUUGUAAACUUAUUUCGCUUUUACUACAUGCAGGUUUAUAUGAGGAAAUAAUUCCAUUGCUCCUUAAAGUGUCAUCCCCUCCAAAUGAUAUAUUAUGUACUGCAUGGCGUGCAAUUCUGUUAUCCCCAUUUCAACAUGCAGACCAUCCAAUUACAGAAAAACAAAGAGCAAAAUGUCUUAAUGUUAUCAAUUUAUUGCCAAUAUGCCCUGUAAUUAAAGAUGAAGACUUAAAAGAGAUAUGGAAGCACUGUGUGCGUUGUAAAUGUUUUGGUAUGGGUUGCCUCGUAUUACCUUAUAUGACUUCGGAAAUGAGGCAAUCAUUAAUAGAAUUACAAAAAAUAGAUAAAAGAAAUCUAAUAGCCAGUUUAAAAAAUUUACAAUCUGAAACAUAUCUUAUUUCAGGAGCUAUGUUUGUUUUGGAGAAUUUACCUACUAAAAGUUACAGGUGAAGAGUUAACUGAGGUCUUAAAUUAACAUUCCUAGCUGUCCUGUUAUUAUAAAGACACUAGAUUUUGCGCGGAGCUUCGCCCCUUGGGAAUUUUCAGAAAAAAAGGAGUUAUGUUAUUCCUUAAGGUUUAUUAUCUGUGCCAAAUUCUGUAAAAAACGUCCCCGAAUUAAGUACAAACUAGUGUAGUAGUUAAUGGUAUGUAUUAUACCUAUAAGCUUGUGUUUCAAACAAAGAUACAGGUGUUAAACAGAUUAAAUCUUCUUUGAUAAAAUAAAUGAAUAAUAUGAUUUUCUCCAUUCUCUAUAAAUGUCCAUUUGCCAUUAAUAUUAUUCGAAACAAAA